Molecule: messenger RNA, 340 nt
Organism: Jaminaea rosea
Lineage: Eukaryota; Fungi; Basidiomycota; Exobasidiomycetes; Microstromatales
Exons: 2
Coding region: 16-216 (66 amino acids)
Molecular function (GO): protein binding
Source: RefSeq, a predicted model, not a curated record
GCAACCUUGACCACGAUGGACGAAGACGCCAAGAUCUCGCAAUUUACCAGCAUUACUGGUGCAUCAGCUGAUCGAGCCAAAUUUUUCCUCUCCUCUUCUGGCGGCGAUGUCGAGACCGCGAUCGCUACCUUCUUCGAGAGUGGAGAUGUAGGCGCUGACGAGGCGACAUCGACAGCUGAGACGGGUGGACCGACCACUGAGAGUGCCGGUGAGUAGCUUGUCUCCCUGCCUCAACACACGGCCCCCCGCGUUCACGCUGAUCAUCCUUCAUCCUCACAGCGCCAACCACACCUGCACCCGCAGCAGCAACCGCACCCUCCAGCGGUCCUCGCACUCUCUC